Penicillium crustosum is the source of this 3573-nucleotide messenger RNA. RefSeq lists its product as uncharacterized. Bases 1 to 3573 code for a protein of 1190 amino acids. The record is from RefSeq and is a predicted model, not a curated record. NCBI's taxonomy places the organism in Eukaryota, Fungi, Ascomycota, Eurotiomycetes, Eurotiales, Aspergillaceae. Gene Ontology annotation, cellular component: membrane. The transcript is spliced from 12 exons. Gene Ontology annotation, molecular function: ATP hydrolysis activity; ATP binding; ABC-type transporter activity. Gene Ontology annotation, biological process: transmembrane transport.
AUGCUACCACGUUUAUUCCUAAUUCUCUUCACAUAUCUCCAACCCAUUUUCAUUGGAGUUGCGAUAAAGUUUGUCAAUGGCACCGGCACCUCGGACACCAUUCUGGGCGCAAAUAGUGGCUCUCGGUUGCUGCUCUUUGCUACAACUGUGUAUAUGGGGAUAGCGGUAUCAACGGCAGUCUACCGAAGUCGGAUCAACAGGCUACGCGUGAUGGUCCGGGGAGCACUGAUCGGUCUAAUUCACCACACAUCUCUUAAUUUGACGCAUGACAGGUCUCAGGGUUCGUCCACAUUGACAUUGAUCACUUCUGAUAUUGACAGCGUUGAGUCUGUUGGCGAGACCUUCCACGAGACUUGGGCCCGGCUUGUGGAAGUUGUUAUUGGGACAACGCUGUUGGCCUCUCGUAUCCAAUGGUUUGCAUUUCUACCAUUCGCAAUAAUCUUCGGCAAGUAUCGCACAAGUCAGAAAUUCUCAUGUUCGCGGAUGAGCGCGUAUGUCGCAAAGCACCUGGAGAACCGACAAAAAGCCUGGAACGAGGCAACACAAAGCCGUAUUGCUGCAACAACUUCAACUUUGGAGGGAAUCAAGAGUCUGAAGAUAAUGGGCAUGGAAGACGCAGUCCAGUCUCAGAUUUUACGUCUACGAAGUGAGGAGAUUCAAAUAUCAAAGCCUUUCAGGUGGAUCCUAGUCGCCUACAAUGCAAGUGCAAAUGCACUUGGAAUCCUCGCUCCAGUCUUGACUCUAAUCCUCUUCGCUAUGUCUUCGAAAAGCGAUCGAUUGCAGGCCGAUCAAAUAUUCACAUCUCUUGCUCUACUAGCUAUGGUCACACAUCCAGCUAACAUGGUCAUGACUCUCAUUCCACAAGCUAUUUCUAUAAUGUCAAACUUCGAUCGUGUCCAGACUUAUAUCAGCCAGCCGUCUAUUCAAGACUCGCGGGAGUACUCUCCAAACGAUAACAUUGAACAAUUGGCUACACUUCAAGACAUAACAAUCCAACCUUCCUCAUUAGCCAGUCCUAUUCUUCUUGAUGUCUCCCAAGCUCUCGAUCGCAGCGAGAUUUUGAUCUGUGCUGGUACUGUUGGAAGCGGCAAAACAACAUUAGCGAUGACCAUUCUGGGAGAAACCACUCCAACCAAAGGAUCUAUCUCUGUAUCUUCAAGGAAGAUUGCAUAUUGUGCUCAAGCUCCAUGGCUACCUAGCGUCGCUAUUCGCGAAGCUAUAUCUGGGCACCUGCUCGACCUAGAUAUCGAUUGGUACAAUGCGGUGAUCGAAGCAUGCGGUCUAGUGUCUGACUUCGACUCUUUUGUCGGUGGUGAUUUGGCACUGAUCGAGAACAAUGGGAUGAACUUGUCAGGAGGGCAAAAACAACGCAUAGUAUGGGCUUUCUCUACCUUUUUGGCCGCUCCUCAUUUGCAAAAUAUUUUUCUGACAAAAGCAUUAAAGGCUCUUGCUAGAGCGGUCUACUCAAAAUACGAGAUACUCGUCCUAGAUGAUCCAUUUAGUGCUCUCGAUCCCGCUGUCACAGGUCAUAUCGUGCAAAGAUUGUUGGGCCCACGAGGUCUGUUCCGAAAAAUGGGGACAACAGUACUUUUGAUUAGUAACUCUAAGGACCUGUUUCCAAUUGCGGAUAGAGUGCUGCUUCUGCAACAUUCAAGACUACACCUUCAAACCCCGACCCAUCCUCAUGACCGGAAAGCCAUUACUGAGGGUUCUACAAUUCCGGAAAAACCCUUUAGCAGUGCUCCACACCAUGAGACGUCUAAGGUUACUGCGCCAAUUCGGAAGCUACACCUGAACGAUGCUGCGGAUGAGAUUUCUCGGAGGACCGGUGACCUUGCGAUCUAUGAUUAUUAUAUUAGCGCGAUUGGCCGAACAAAUGUUUUGAUUUUGGUUGCUUGUACUGCUGGUUUUGCGUUCGGUUCUACGUUCGCCCAGUACGUGCUCAAGUGGGCGACAGAAUCAGCUCCCGAAAGUUUAGCCUUCUACAUGUUUCUCUAUGCCGCAGUCUCUUCAAUUGCAUGGAUAGCAACUAGUGGGACGAUGUGGUGCGCUCAAUUGAUAGUCGCUGUCAACUCGGGGGCUGUUUUGCACGCGAACCUUCUCGAUCGGAUCCUCAAGGCACCUCUAUCUUAUUUCACUGAAACUGAUCUCGGUGCUAUCAUGAAUAGGUUUGGGCAGGACAUAAAUGUUGUUGAUAAGCAGCUUCCUUCAACUCUGGCAAAUUUAUAUACCCAAAUCUUCAAACUGGCGAUGCAGUUGAUACUGCUUUUGAAAAUCAGACCUGUGAUGGCUGUUACUUUACCAAUCUGUGCCAUGUGCGUGUACUUCAUUCAACGAAUUUACCUUCGGACAUCUCGACAACUGCGCUUCCUUGAGCUGGAGUCAAGAUCAUCGGUGUUCACCAACUUCCUAGACACGGCCAGCGGUAUUGUUACAAUCCGAGCGUUUGGUUGGAAAGACAAGUUCGAGAACGAAAAUGUCAAAUCAUUAGACCUAUCUCAAAAGCCAUUUUACAUCCUCCUCUGCCUACAAUGCUGGUUGAAGAUGAUCAUGGAUUGUAUCAUUGCGAUUUUCGCAGUCAUUCUGAUCGCUUUCACCGUUCUGUAUCGGAAUACGACCACUGGUGCGGACCUUGGCGUGGCUCUAAACUUGCUCAUCGUUGCAAACACAACACUCCUACGACUUGUACAGUCAUGGACAUCUCUGGAGACAUCUUUGGGGUCCAUUUCCCGAUUGAAGAGCAUACAAGACUGCGUCCCUAAUGAGGAUGACGUUGGGGGUACUUUAGAUCCUGACUCACAAUGGCCCUCUUCCGGCAAUUUGCAGGUCAAUGGCAUCUCAGUCGCCUAUUCAGAGUCCGCGGCACUUUCCUUGUCCAAUCUCUCUCUUGCGGUCAAACCUGGACAGAAGGUCAUUGUUAUAGGUCGAACAGGGAGUGGCAAAAGUACUUUGAUGCUUUCAUUGUUGCAGCUCCUUAGGCCCGGACAGGGGUCUAUCUCAAUCGACGAAAUCAAUAUCGGCCACCUGGCUCCGAGAACUGUCCGGAAACGCGGGUUCAUUGCAGUGCCUCAAGAUGGGUUCAGUAUUCCCACGGCCAGUCUGCGGUUCAAUCUAGAUCCCUACCACACAAGCUCGGAUCAAGAUAUAUUAUGGAGUCUCCAGAGGACAGGUCUUUGGGACAAGAUUUAUUCAACAUCGGCCAUUCCAGGAAGAAAAAAGGAAAACAUGGAUAUUGAUACUCAGAGUUUACUAGAUCUUCCUAUGUCUUCAUUUCUGCCAUUCUCGGCCGGACAGUUACAACUGUUUGCCCUAAGCCGAACACUGUUGCGAAUUCGAUCUUCUGGGCCACACAAGCCAGUUAUCAUCCUAGAUGAAGCUAGCUCUUCGUUGGACACGGAAACUGAGUCUAUUCUGACAGAUAUGCUUCGCCAUGAUCUUCAAGGCCACACUAUUGUUAUGAUUGCACAUCGCGUUGCGGGUAUCACGGGUGCUAUGAGACCUGGGGUGGAUGCAAUUGCCACUAUGCAAGAUGGAAAGCUACAAACGGUAGCUCUCGUGGGAUUAUCUGGUUGA